AUGGUGCUCCCGAUUUCUGUGGGCGACCUCCUCCAGCCUGCCGCACGGGAGACCGGUCGCGGCGCCGUUGCUGGCAUCGUGGCCAGCUGGACCGUGACCAGCGGCGGCGCGGACCUCCACCCGCUUCUGAGGCGGUCCCCCCUGGAGGAACCUAGAUAUCCUGGGCACCUGGACCUCGGCGUCUCGACUGUGGCUGUGGGGUCCUCCUGGAUGUGUCCUGGCUCUUUCAUGGUUUUCCUCAGGGGGGGCGAUGAGUCUUUCCUGUUCCUCCCGCCGCCCUGCCCGCCGCUGCUCGGUGCUAGCCUGCCCGCGGGCGGUGUGCCCGCCGUGCCCAUCCCGGAGCUGCCCGGUCGGGCCUCCGUGGGCGCGGCUGCUCAAUUGCCACGCUUCGACGAGCGAAUCACCGAGUCGCCCGACGGCGACAGAAUGCAGGAGUACCUGACGGGCGCGGACAUCUCGGAGUCUGAGGAGCGCGAAAAGGAAGGAGACCCUCGUGGAAGGGAGCGGACGAUGCACGAGAGGUUCUACGCAAUAUUGACUUGUCGAGAGCCCGCGCACGAUGUCGUGGAUGGCCAAGGACAUCAAGCGUACUGGCGGCUGGACCUCGCGUCGCUGCCGGCGUUCGAAGUGUUGGCGAGGAAGAUGCAGCUCCUGCUGGACGCGGCGAGCCGCGGGCCAGGCGAGGGGUGCUUCGAAGACGAGGAGCUGCGGCCGGGGCAUCAGCGGAGGACGGAUGGCAUCGCCCCGGCCUUGACCGCCCACGUGGCGACCCGCGCGAAGGAGAAGGCAAAUCUCGAUCAGCAGCGCCAGAAGGCCCAGGACGUCCGCGCAGCCGCCUCACCACAGGCAGCGGCGGGCUCGAAGGGGGCUGGAGGCGCUGGUACCGUCGCGACCGUCGGGGGGCUGGACGUCCUCUUUCUUCUCGUGCGCAACGCAGCCGGGGCCAUGCCCUUUGCCGACGCCGUUGGAGCAGGGGCCCUGCUGUGCCACCGCGCCAACGACGCCAUCGAGGCCUUGAACUGGCUGAGCGGGCGCGGCGGGAUCGCCGAUGUCGGGGAGAUCGGUUCUAAGGGGCAGGCCGAGGCCGCCCGGCAUGUCAGGGGCGCGAUGUCAGAUUCUCAGGCCGUUGACGUCUUUUUCCGCCCGCGCGAAGCCGAGCGAGCGCUUCUGCGUUCCCGAGCUGGCCGCGACUCAGAUGAGCGCGCUGCGAGCUACCAGGACGAGCUGUUGUCGGCCCCAGCCUCGCGCAUGGACUGCCCGCGUGCGGCGGGCGCGGUGCAGCGCGAGGUUGCGCCUUUGCUGGUGGAUUUUGAUGAGCGCGCGCUUAGGCCUGUAAUCGAGUGCUGGGUGCUGAUGGACAACUCUGAGCCGAUCGCGCCCUUCGUGGACGGAGACUUGCCGGCGGUGGGGGCAAUCGCCGAUUUCGAGACCCCCGGGGCGAAGCUGACCACGGCCGAGCCCUGGGGGCCGAUCGAGGUCGACGACAACUCGGAAGCGUUCGUCAGCACCGGGGGCGCGCGGGGCGCGAUCUACCGCUUCCAGAUCGACGCGAAGCUCAGCAGGGGGGCCAAUGGCCCAGACGUGCGCUGGGAGAAGGGCCCCGAGUUCCCCGACCUCAGUCCCGACUGGGUCCACGAGUUUGGGCUCUCGCUCAUCGCCCCGGGGGAAGUCGAACGCGCCCUGAUCGAAAUAUUCGACGAGAAGUUCUGCGGCGGGAUGGGCGGGGUCCCCAGACGCUCCCCGCUGGCCGCCACCACGGGUGUCCGCCUGGAGUUUGGAAGGGCGGCCGCGCUGAGGAAGGUCGGCAUCUACGACGACACCGCGGCUCGGGCGAAGUGCAGCUACGCCGCCUACCUCGAGCAGUUUAACGCGGCGGCGAAGCAACUGGGCCUCCCCGAACUGGUCCCACGCCAGCUGCGGUGGCGCGAGGCAUCGCGGGAUCGUCCACAGCUGCGGGGCUCCGUCGACGAAAUCCUGACAAGGGGCCGCUGGGGCAGUCACAAGGGCGUCGCAGGCCGCGAGAGGGGCGGCCGGGCGGAGGCCCAGCGGCACAGGCUGCCAAAGAGCUUCCGGCAGUUCGCCAUCUUGUGCAAGACCAAUAUGCAGCGUUUAUUCCUCAAUGGGCACUUCGGCCUCGAUCUUACGAACCUGUACGUUGCCAGCGUCACGGUCCAGGGGCAGGCGCAGGCAGACGGCCUGCUUUCCUGCCUGCAGGAAGGGAAGAUGGUCGCGGUGAAGCGCAUGCCGAACAAGUGGGUGCGCGACACGCCCAAGGAGUUCAAUGACACAUACGCGACAGCCUCUGAGAAGCCCUGGGUCGACAUGGCGAUCGUGAAGAUGCUGAACAGGAGGGGGUUCCCGUUCGUGUGCGAGCACUUCGGCGUGUUCCGCGACAGCGAACUCACGUACGUCAUCACCGCGUUGGCGACGGAGGGCGACCUCUUCUCUUGGUGCGAUAGGCCUCCGGUGCCGGGGCCGAAGCGGGAGCAGAUGCUUCUGCCCAUCGUGGUCCAGCUCUUCUCGGCAGACCGAGACAGCUCGACUCGAUGGAAGGACUGGUGUGAUAUUGCAUGUGCAGGAGGUGCUGGGCGUUUCCAUCGCGUCACCAAGCUCAACAGUGUGCAGGCGCCAACGGUAGUGUGCAAGACCACCAUAGACGGCAUGAGCGGACACCCUCACCAGAUAGUGUUGGACAUGGAAGCCAAGCACCACAAACUCUGGAAGGCGACUGAGGAGGCACCGCACGCUUGGGUUCCUGAUCGCAGCACCAUGGAUAGACCAAGUCCAGGCAUGAUCAGAGCAGCCUCGAAGGCGUUCACCACGAAGACCUCGAGCAGCCUUGCCGGCAUCCACCCGUCACACUUUCAGCACUUGAGCGACGAGGCCUUGGAGUGCCUCUGUGAUAUCUUCCAGGCGGUUGAGGCGAUCGGAGUUUUUCCCAUUCAACUUACGUGGAUGGUGAUGCCAAUGUUGCCCAAAGCAGUUGGAGGACACAGGUUGAUUAUUCUGUACUCGGCGGCCUACAGAGUAUGGCAGAAGAUGAGACGGCCUGGCCUCGACAUGAUCCAGCAGAGAUUGGACCUCCCCUACUGGGGAGCGGCAGCGGGGAGAAGCGCAGUGGACAGUGCUUGGACCCUUGCAGCGGACAACGAGCAGAACGUAUGUCAAGACAGGUUCGUGGUCACGGUAGUUGCAGACUACAGCAAGUACUACGAGACGAUUGGGUUGGACCAGGCGCGUGAUAAAUUGAUGCGCCUUGGUAUGCCAGUUCCGAUGGUCAAGGUGGUCUACAAUCAAUGGAAGGGGCCAAGGAUCAUACGGCUGCGACUCCACCACGGGGGAGCCCCAAGGCAUGCGGAUGCUGGGCUGCCAGCUGGAGAUGCGUAUGCAGACGUGGUGAUAAAGGCUCACGCCGUCGAACAGUACGACCUGUACACGUCCUUGCAUCCUCUGGUGCGCUUCGCCUCCUACAUCGACGACACAGCCCUCGGCGUCAACAGUAGUGGCAAGCAGAUGGUGAUCGAUCAGGCGGUGCACGCUACAAAAGGUUUCUUCAAGGUUGCACGAGCACUAGGGGCCAGCAUCAACGAUAAGCUCGCCAUCGUUUCUAGCACCAAAGCCAUAAGUGAUGAAGUCAGUCGUCGGCUACACCUUGAUAUGAAGAUCAGUUUGAAGAGUACGGCGUAUUUGGGCACUGACGUUUCUGGAGGCAGGGCUCGGAAUGCCAACGGUACGCGUGGUAAGUUUCGGGCAAGACAGAAGGUGUAUGGUGGAAGGCUUAGGAAGCUAAGUAAGUUCAAGAAGGCGCUCGCUGCUGACAAGACGGAGAGAAUUGGGAAGAUCUACCGUGUUGGUGCGAGGCCUGCGUAUACCUUCGGGGUCGAGGUCAACGGGGUCAACGACGCGGAACUCCUGAAUUUAAGGCGAGACUACAACAAGCACGUCAAGCCCAACCACGGCGGCACCUCCGCGAGCGCGAAGCUGGUGCUGCCCGGCGACCCUGCUGCCACGCAAGCGCUGGCGCCUGCCCUCCAAUGGUCAAGGGUGGAGAAAGGUUACCUCACGGACGGCAAGUGCGAGCGUGGGGGUGCGGACGCGCUGGUGCAUAGGCUGGCGGAGUGUACUCGCCCAGAAGUCGUGGAAGCACGUCGAGAAGCUGGAAUCCCCGAGUCUUUCCUUCAGGAGCUCCGCCAAGCACCAGACGAUCGAGUCAUCACCCAAGGGGCUUCUGCGUAUCCUGAGUGGGAAACUCCUGACAUGCAGCUCGGCACUGGCAGCGUGAUGCUUGAUGGUGAUGGCAACGGCUUCGCUUGCACGCCCGAGACCAUGGCUGCGACAGUGCUUGCUGAGACGGAUCUGGAGAUGGAGCUUUCGUUCGACGGGAGCUGCACGAAGCCAGACAUUCUGGAGCUCCAGCGUGCUGGAUGGGCUAUCGCUUUAAUGGAUCCUCAUUCGGACAAGGUACUAUGCACGAUGCACGCCCCAGUGCCAGCGUCGCUUCCGCAGUCGCCGGCGAUGGCGGAGUACCUAGCCUACGCGUACACAGGACAGGCGGCAGAUCGCCCUGCUGAUGGCUAUGCGGACUUCAUGGGUACGGUCAGGAUGGCGGCUCUUACGCACGAGCAGCAGUUACGUUCGAAGUCGGAAUAUGCGUGCGUGGCCACGUUCGCCCAGAGCCUUCCUGGGUUCCGCUUCCUCCGCAGCGUGACGCACGUGAAGGCACACCGUUCUGGAGCGGAGUGUGCUGGCCUGGAUAUGGCUACAAGAAGGCUUACAUAUGCCAAUGUCUAUGCGGACGAGAGAGCCAAAGCUGGCGCGGCGACGCACGCAGCUAUCAGCGAGGAUUUCGCGAAGGCCAUCGACGCGGCCACCGUGCGGAUCAAGAACUUCGCGAAGCUG
Prorocentrum cordatum is the source of this 4899-nucleotide messenger RNA. NCBI's taxonomy places the organism in Eukaryota, Dinophyceae, Prorocentrales, Prorocentraceae. The record is from the annotation of a GenBank genome assembly.